GCAAGUAUCAGCAGAGGAGCAGAAGACGAUGUUUAUUGCCCGCUUUUCCAAAGAUGAGCAUCUGGACACGCUUGUCACCUGGUCCCGUCUUCCGCAGUGCUGUUCCCAAGAAGAAGUGCUGCCUGUGCGGAAAGGCUCUUGCUACGUGAAUCGCCAUUUUGUUAAGUUUCUUCGUGUGCAGAUGGAUCACCUUGCUCACGGAGUCGCCAGACGGCGUCUGAUCCGUGCUGCAACGAAGAUGUGGAUGACAAAAACGCUGGCGCCUUACCUUGCCGUCAUCACGGGUUCCGGACUGCACUUGCUCAUCAGAACUGGCGGCCCCUUGACACGGGGCGACGUCAUCCAACCUGGAGUCCUGGAAAAGAUUUCGGAGCUCUCCCAACUGCCCAGCUCUGCAGCUGUGGCUGGCGACUUCGGCAACGUCCGCUACCUGGCGCAACAGCUGCUCGACGUGGUUCCUCACGAGUCGUACGAGGAGCGUGUGACGCAGUUCCGAAAGGAGCUCAAUGAGGUGAGCGACAAGGCUCUUGAGCUGCACAGCACGGAGGAACUUCCUGGAGCUUUGGAUGGUGGAUUGGAGAUGGAGCUGCUGGUGGAGUCGCUCCACGAUUCCGAUCUCAAGCUUCAAGUGAAAGCGAUGCACGCUUACCUUUCCUGGCUGACGGCACCGAACCGAUUGACGAAGGUGGACAUUUCUCAUGGAAAGUAUCAGGGUGGCACGGUCAAGACAGCGUGUUGGACGCAGUUCUUGCCGGUGAAUGCCGAGCAGGUACACAAUCGUCAUGGACUCCUCGUCGUGGCGGAUGACCUGCAGAAGCUGGAUCUCGAUGACAAGCUUUUGGGCCCCCUGAUGUCUUUGCACGGCAGCAGCAAGGAAUCCGUUCCUAUCAACUUCCUCCACAUCGUGGCGGGUCGUGAUGCCUUCCCAGGGGUAACA
Symbiodinium sp. CCMP2456 is the source of this 937-nucleotide messenger RNA. The record is from the annotation of a GenBank genome assembly. NCBI's taxonomy places the organism in Eukaryota, Dinophyceae, Suessiales, Symbiodiniaceae.